UGUUUACCAUUUAUGAAAAACAGAUGAUUUUAGUAUUUCAUAUUUAAGAUGCUCAAGAUGCUCGCCUUGCAUACAGAAAUAAACGUUAAUCAACCAAUCAACCUACAAAGCAGUUUCUAGGACUUCGUAGAUCAAUUUCAAUUUCAUGGUUUCCAGUAUAUCUAGAUGUUACAAAUACAUAAUCUAGGAGUUUAAAAUGAGUUUCAAAGACGUGCUGAACUUCAAUAUCGGAGUACUGGGCCAUGUGGAUUCUGGAAAAACAAGCAUCUCAAAGGCUCUGUCUACUAUUGCUUCAACUGCAGCUUUUGAUAAGAAUCCUGAAUCCCGAGAGCGGGGAAUAACCCUAGAUCUAGGGUUUAGUUCCUUCUGUCUGGAUCCCCCCAAACAUAUUGAAGCCAAGGGAUACAAUAAACUUCAGAUCACAUUAGUGGACUGUCCUGGACAUGCCUCCCUCAUCAAAACUAUUAUUGGUGGAGCACAGAUCAUCAAUAUGAUGAUGCUUGUCAUUGACGUCACCAAGGGGAUGCAGACCCAGACCGCGGAGUGUCUUGUUAUUGGACAGAUCACCUCAGAUCGCAUGCUGAUUGUUUUGAAUAAGACGGAUAUGCUUCCUGUUGAAAAACGACAGCUGAUGAUCGAUAAAAUGAAGAAAAAGUUGAGACUAACUCUACAGUCAACUAAGUUUAUAGAUGCGGAAAUUAUAUCUGUAUCUGCUAAACCUGGAGGCCCAGAGUCAAGUUCUGAACCCGAGGGACUAGAGACCCUGAUAAAUACAAUCCGAGCUCAAUCUUACAUUCCGGAGAAGAUAUUAGGAGGUCCUGCUCUCUUCUCAGUAGACCACUGCUUCUCAAUCAAAGGACAAGGAACCGUAAUGACGGGAACAGUUCUCCAGGGAACUAUCAAGGUUGGAGAUACAAUAGAAAUCCCCUCCCUCGGUGUAACCAAGAAGGUGAAAUCUAUCCAGAUGUUCCGGAAAGGAGUGGACCUAGUUACACACGGAGAUAGAGCUGGAGUUUGUGUUACUCAGUUUGAUCCGUCAUUACUUGAACGAGGACUGAUCUGUACUCCGGGUUCUACUCCUAUAUCCUCGGCAGUUAUAAUAGAUCUUAAUGGGAUCCCUUACUUCAAGGGUGAGGUGAAAUCAGGAGCUAAAUUUCACAUCAGCCUGGGACAUGAAACUGUAAUGGCUAAAGUGACGAUAUUUUCUAAAAAAUCCGAAGGAAUAUUCGAUUUUUCCGAGGAGCACAGGUUCGAGGAAGUAUUUUCUAAGGAGGACGGAUCCCUGAGUAGAUUUCUGCUAGUUGAGUUUGAGCGACCUGUUCCUGUUGUUCCUAACUCUAUUCUAAUUGGCUCUAAACUAGACUCAGAUAUUAAUUCAAACCUCUGCCGUUUAGCUUUCCAUGGAACUGUUGUCUGGUUGGCCACAAGUAAGGACUACUUAAAGUCUGAGUUAAAGAAUUUAAAGAUUUACAAGGAGAAGUCUAGAGAGGGUAUAGUUGAACGAGCUUCUAAUGAAUACGAAGUAAUCGUUAAAGAUCUCGUACGGAAGGAAACAAACGUGGAACUGUUUACAGGAUUGAAAGUUCAACUCAGCUCCGGAGAGACAGGAACCAUCGAAGGAACUUUCGGUCAGAGCGGAAAACUUAAAGUGAGAAUUAUGAGUGGGCUGAACCCUGAAACCAUGACUAAAAUAGGAGGAAAGAAAAAGAAAGGCGAACCUGUGAUUGCCUCUGAACCUGUGAUACUAACACUAAACUUUAAACGCUAUAUUUUCGACGAAAAAAAGCGAAUGAUUCAGUCUUAAAGGGAUUAAUUGAUUUGUGGGUCAUGUGCUGUGAUUAUGAUAAAUUUCUCUUGAGAACUUGGAAACCUGAUUUGGUUUAUAUUGUUCAUUUUCAUGGAACCGUGCUAUUUAUGUAUUUUUAUUGUUAUUGUGUUUUUUUUUUAUUUUCCUAAUUUCAGA
Eurytemora carolleeae is the source of this 1963-nucleotide messenger RNA. It is a transcript of the gene eEFSec, whose product is annotated as selenocysteine-specific elongation factor. The record is from RefSeq and is a predicted model, not a curated record. Gene Ontology annotation, molecular function: GTPase activity; translation elongation factor activity; GTP binding. NCBI's taxonomy places the organism in Eukaryota, Metazoa, Arthropoda, Copepoda, Calanoida, Temoridae. Bases 197 to 1804 code for a protein of 535 amino acids. The transcript is spliced from 5 exons. Gene Ontology annotation, biological process: selenocysteine incorporation.